Python bivittatus (Burmese python) is the source of this 1475-nucleotide messenger RNA. Its product is annotated as proto-oncogene Mas-like. The record is from RefSeq and is a predicted model, not a curated record. Gene Ontology annotation, molecular function: G protein-coupled receptor activity. Gene Ontology annotation, biological process: G protein-coupled receptor signaling pathway. Gene Ontology annotation, cellular component: plasma membrane. Lineage: Eukaryota; Metazoa; Chordata; Lepidosauria; Squamata; Pythonidae.
UCCACCUCAAUUCUCCUUUCCGAGAAUAACUGGAUCAAAUGCCAGGCAACUGGAUUCAUUGAAAAAAUUCUCAUCCUUAGAUUCUGAAAGAGAUCAGAUUGUCCCCUCUGGAGAUUCUUCCUAUCAUCAGCAGGCUGUCAAAGUCCCACUGCAGUGUGCAGAGAGUAAGGAAGAUGAUCUUGAUGGAGAUAUGCAGGAAGUGUUACUUAGGCAAAAGGGGCUGAAGCAUUUUUUAAGUCUUCUGGUGGCAUGCAGAUCUAAUCAGCUGCAUGUUUGAUCCUCUCCUCUUCUCUCCCUCCUUCAGAGUCCUUUAUUUGGAGUGAAAUAACAGUGUCCUGGAUUGUCCUCCUAAACCACUGAUCUCAACAUCUCCUAAACAAGGAAACAGUUUUUGCACAAUGGCACAACAUUUUAUUUUUUCAAAAGGUGAUGCAUCGAUCUCUGAAGAAUAUUCCCACCGCAAUGAUACUUUGCCUCCCAACUCUAGGGAGAGUAUUCCAUUGGCUGUAGCAUUUGUUGAAGCAUCUAACAGGAUUCUUGAAAUUGGAGACAUUCAUCAGAAUUUUUCUGAAAUACUCGAUCCAUCUCCAUAUGAUCACCUGUUUGAUGAUUUAAUACGAAAUCUGAUCAAUGGCUUCAUUGCUACUAUUUGUAUUUUGGGCCUGCUAGGAAAUGGGAGGACAAUUUAUCUUCUGACUUAUUCCGUUAAGAGGAAUUCUUUCGCCACUUACAUCCUGAGUCUCUCCAUCGCUGAUUUUGGGGUCCUCGUAUCCCUCAUUAUUGCGGCUAUAUUUGUUGCUGUUUUAACUCUGCGUAAAGAAACUUACUUACUCUAUACCUUUUUCUUCCUAUUUUUUGAGCUGUUUUUCUUCACCUAUUCUGCUAGCCAGUUUCUGCUGACAGCCAUCAGCCUGGACAGGUGUGUGGCUGUCCUCUUCCCACUCUGGCAUCGCUGCCAUCGCCCGCCCUAUUUGUCCACCCUAGUUUGUGGCAUCAUAUGGACCCUCUCCUUCCUGCUCGCUGCAGUGCACUUCAUUCUCCACCAGACCAGGCGCUCUGGACGUUCACCUUUAGUUUACCAGCUGAUUGUGAAUGGUUUACUUUGCACGCCUCUCAUGGUUGUGUCCACUGUGACUCUCUUGUUCCACAUGGGCUCGAAAGCACAACGCAAGCAAAGGAAGCUGCUGACCGCCAUCUUGUUGGCUCUCCUUUUCUUCCUCCUUUUUUCUUUCCCAAUGAAUGUUGUUUAUGUCAUAGAAUAUUUGGAUCCCCCUCAUUACAUUCUCAUGACAAUUGGCUUAGGGUUUGCCGCUCUCAACAGCAGCAUCAACCCACUCCUCUAUUUCUUAGUCGGGAGGAAACAGACCGGAAAGGAUCAGCCCAGAGCAUCUUUGAGGGUUGCUCUGCAAAGAGUCUUCAGGGAUGAGCAGGACAGCCCAGAAAAUCAGAAAACCAUGGAGGAAGCCCAGUUGUGA